CGCACAAUAACAAAGCCUUCAAUUAAUUUACACUUUUCUAGUUUAAUUAAUAUUUUCUUGUGUGGAAUCUUUAAUUUAAUUAAGAUUGUAUUGUUUAAUUAGUGAUCUUCUGAUUGUAAACUUGACAUUAUCUAUGGUUUGAUUAAUCUGUGGAAGAAAAGAAGAGUCAAUGUUUUACUGGAUGGUUUCUCCUUUCAGUGUUUCCUUUCAGCUUUUUUUUUUGUUUACUUGUAAUAGAAUAGCUCUGAUAUUAAUUUGUUAAUCAUAAUUACAUUUAUCAAUAAUUAUUUAUAUCAGUGAACUGCAUCUUUACUUGAAGACUUUUCUUCUCAUUUUUCUUUUUAUCUUUUUAGCUCGUCUGUCUGUGUAUCUGUGUACCUGCAUCAUUUAACUCUUUCAAUCACAAUGGUUGAUGAUCGUUGGGGCAGUAGUAAUGAUCUUGUUAUAAAAGAAGAGACUUUACCAACAUCUUCUUUAAUUGCUGCCAGUUCAACUUCAACAUCUUUAACCAACAAUAACAGUAAUGGAACUAAACAAUUACCCGUACCACAGAAUAGAAUUCCUAAAAUUGUAAAAUCUGCUAUUGAAACAUCUUCCAUUCCAAAGGAGCAAGAUAUUCAAGAUAGAGAAAAGCUGAGAAGUCAACUAACCUCUUUACAAGCUUUAUUGGAGAAAACAUCAAAAAAAGGUGGUGAUAUAUUGAGAAGUUACAAAGGACGCGAUUUGAAUCAGCAUCCCUCUUAUGCAGAGAAUUUGAAACUUCAACAAGAUGUUGAAAAAAGAAUCGAAGAAGUUAAAGGAAAACUAUUCGAAAUCUCCAAAAGAAUCGGUAGUGCUAAUAAAGAGGUGAAGAAUACUGAAGAUGCAGAGACGAAUCAAGAGCCUGUUGAUGUUGCCAUAAAAUCUUUCGCCGGUGUCCCAAUUUACGAGGACGAUGAUAUUAGUGAUAAAAACUUCAUCGACCCUGGAAUGCAUUGGUGUAAACAAUGUGAUAUAUUCAUCAGUGAUCUUCCUGCAUACCUCAAGCAUCUUACAACUGAAAAACAUUGGAAAGUUAGUGAAAGUAAAGAAGAACCUUGGAGGAGAACCGAUAAUAGACCAAAAAUAGAAGUUGAUCCAGCAAAGAAAAGAGAUACUGAUAUUCUAGGUGUCCAUACUUUGAUCGCAAUUCGUGGUUACUUUUGUCAAGUAUGUGGUAUACUUCUUGGGAGCCCAUCACAUGCCGAAGAUCAUCUUAAAACAAAUACGCAUUAUCGAUGCUACAAUAGGCAAAAAUUGAUGAAUAGUCGACAUGAGUAUAACUAUUCUAUUGAUAAAUCAAGAGCUUUAACUAAAUUCCAAAGUCAAGAAAGAAAACGCCAAAAAGAACAGGAGGAAAAAGAAGAAAGAGAAAAGGAAGCAAAAAGACGAGCCACAGAAUUAGAGAUGAAGAAAAGGAUUCUUAAGGAGAAGCUCGAUGAAGAGAAUAGAUUGAAAAAGAGCAGAGAAUUACAGGAUAAGACACAAGAUAGAAACUUCAAAGAACUUUCAAGAAAUCAAGAUCGUGAUCGAGAUCGAGAUCGAGAUCGAGACCGUGAUCGUGAUCGUGAUCGUGAACGACACAAAGAAAAGGAUAAAGAGAGAGACCGAGAAAGAGAUCGUGAUAAAGACAGAGAUAAAGAGAGAAUAAGUAAAAGUUUCAGUUCCAAGUUCAGCAAUAGUCAUAGUAAAGAUAAAGAUCAUCGAGAUCGAGAUCGAGAUAGAAACAGAGAAAAGGAAAGAGAACUCAAACACAAAUUGAAGCAUUCGAAUGAUGUUAAAUCUGAAAGCAAAAGUAAAAAUUCAACGAUAAUUGAAAAGAUUGAAGACGAAAAUGUUUUCGGACCACAUUGGCCAUUCCAAGAUCAAAAGUUAUCAAUGAAAACUUUAGUUUUUAUUCCCAAGAAAGAGUGGCAAUUGUGUUACAAGAAACAUAUUAAAUUAAUGAUGAAGGGUAAAAUUCCUACUCUCUCAAAUUCAACAAUGAAAAAACAAAAAGAAUCGCAAGAAUCAACCAAUCCAGAUUCCACAUCAGAUGCCAAAAAAGUUACAAAUUCACUUUCUCUACAAAUUGAACCGGAAGAGCCUGAUAAUGUAGAUUCCAGUAUCGGUGAUCUGGUCCUUGCAAUUACCAGUGAUCGAGGGGGUGGAAUGUCCGAUUCUGAUUUAGAUAAUCAUGAUAACCAGAGAAAUGAUUUCAAUUCAAUGUUCACAGUGGAAUAUGAUGACGAUGAAGAGAAAUCAUGUAAAAUUAAAUCAUCUGAUUUCGUUGUAACCCAAGACAUUGAUUUUACCAAAAUGGCCUCUUCAAUUGCCAUGGAAGAAGGAUCAUCAUCUUUAAAUGGAAAUCCACCUCUCUCUUGUGAUACUGGUCAUCGAUUUGAAUUAGAAGACGAUGAACAAAUGGAAGUUGAAAAUGGUCAUGAUGUUUUCUUUUCCGAUGCAAGGAAACCAUCACCAGUACAAGAAAUGGACGAAGAUGAGCCAUUUAAGUUGAACGAUAAAAAAUUAAACGGAGCUUCUACUUUGGAUCCUGACUCUCUUACCUCUCCAACCGAUGAUCAAAUGCUUUCACCUCCUAUUUGGGUACAACCUUUAUCUUUACACGAUUUAGCUGAGUAAUUAGUUGAUCAUUCUCUCCCGUUUAUUACAUUUUUAGGCCUUCGUGCCUUGCAUUUUCUAAUUGUGUGUAACAUACACACCGAUCAGUUUGUAAAAUUAAUCUCUAUUCUCAUCUUCAAUCACCAUGCAAAGAAAAGUCAACUCACUCAUUUUCACCUGAAAAACAAAACCGAUUUACAAAAAUAACAUUGUCAUUGAACAUAAUCAAUCUCUACAGUGGUUCCAAACGUUAAAUACCUCAAACUCAUCUAAAUGGUCACUGUAUCUUAAUUGUCUCUCUAUUUCCUCCAUAUUUCACUUAUUCCUCCUUAAUUUUGAUCAUAGAUUAUCUAUAACGUUAUCUAAUUAUCACAACAAUAACAUUAAGUAAAUAAAAUUAUCAUUUCAUUUCACAAUUUUA
Molecule: messenger RNA, 3040 nt
Organism: Panonychus citri (citrus red mite)
Lineage: Eukaryota; Metazoa; Arthropoda; Arachnida; Trombidiformes; Tetranychidae
Product: myb-like protein X
Exons: 3
Coding region: 406-2640 (744 amino acids)
Biological process (GO): positive regulation of DNA-templated transcription; negative regulation of DNA-templated transcription
Cellular component (GO): nucleoplasm
Molecular function (GO): nucleic acid binding; zinc ion binding
Source: RefSeq, a predicted model, not a curated record